AAGAGAAUGGCGAUAUUUUUGCACCACGAGGGAAUAUCACAUCGGCCGGAUGGGAUGAUCUGAUUGUACCGCAGGAAUCGGCUCCGAAUGGCAUCAAUAUGCCCUUGCCAAGACAGCUGUACCUCGAUUCGUUGGAGAAAUUGGAGGAUUCGGAUCGAACAUCGAAAUUAUGUCGCCAUGAAGAAUCUGUUGAUCUGAUCGAUUUUUGCGAUGAGAAUGAGUAUGAUGUGUUAUCAAACGGUAAUUAUUUUUUUUCUGAAGUGCGUUUUAGGAAGUCUCAUUAA
This is a messenger RNA of Gongylonema pulchrum, 284 nucleotides long. Lineage: Eukaryota; Metazoa; Nematoda; Chromadorea; Rhabditida; Gongylonematidae. The record is from the annotation of a GenBank genome assembly.